GGCGGGGGGAAAAUGCAGUUCCAUUAGGUUUGCGGGAUCGAGACCUACUUGGUACAUAUUCAGACCCGGCCCCGGGAUGUCCUCGUCUACCGCACUUUUCGGACGAGUCCCGUGUCCUUGUCUCCGCCGCAUCUCGGCCAGCCUCCUCAAAAUGCAGCUUGCCGGAUUGGUCCUGGCUCUCGCCGGCCUGGCGGCGGGCGAGUCCCUCAAAAAACUUGACACCAGCCUGACCAUCCUGACCAAGAAUGAUCUCCUGGGGGCUUCCAGCCCUGACGCGGAUACCGCCGUGAUUCUCACCGACGCCCGCCCAUAUCAGCAUGUCUCUGACGUGUGCCACAAGCUGGGCGAGCAGCUGUGGCGACCCGGGAAGGGCACUGGCAAGAAGAACGAAAGAGACGCUGCAGCUCUGCCGUUUGCAGAGUACCUGAAAUAUGACGGUAUGGCUGAUGCGUCAUCCAAGUUCUGGGUCGGUGGUUCCGGUUUCGCGGCCGUAGACCUCGCCGGCCGUCAUCAGACCGCGGACUCGGUCUCGCACUUGCGGCUCCCGGGAUUGUGCGCAAACACGGCACCAUUUUCGAACCAGAGCGCGCAGGACACGAGCUCCAGGUGGCAGAUCAGCCUAGAGGUCAACAACCAGACUCUUACUGGGUUUCGCGACCGCCUCUCUUUCCGCUUUCUCGGUAUCCGCUAUGCCCCGCAGCCGCAGCGGUUCACCUAUUCUACCCUGUUCAAGGGGUCUGGCGAGGCGGCGUCUGCGCUCUCGUACGGCUCGCAGUGUAUCCAAUCGGGCGGCGGCAGCGAGGACUGUUUGUUCCUGAACAUCUGGACCCCCUACCUUCCCAAUCCCAACACUGCGCCCCAGAAGAAGAAGCUCCGUCCCGUCGGCGUGUGGAUUCACGGAGGCGCCUUCACCGGCGGCACCGCCAACGACCCCACUUUUGACGGUGCCAACAUGGUAUCCAGAGGCGACAUGGUGUUGGUGGCCAUCAACUAUCGGCUCUUGGCUUUCGGUUUCCUCGCCCUCAAGGACGGCAAGUCGAACGGAAACUACGGCCUGGCCGACCAGAUCACCGCCCUGGACUGGGUGCGCAACAACAUCCAUCACUUUGGCGGAGACAAGGACCGCAUCACCGUCUUUGGUCAGUCGGCGGGCGCUGGCUCGGUACGGGCGCUGAUAGCCUCGCCCGAGGCCGCCGGCAAGUUCUCGGGCGCCAUCAUGCUGUCCAAUCUCGGUGGUAUCAACUACGGGACCACGUACUCUCAGUACUACACCAUCGACGAAGAAGUCGAUGUCGCCGCUAAGCCUAUCCUCUCCGCGACCAACUGCGCCAAUGCCGCCUCUCAGGUUGACUGCCUCCGCGCCGUCCCGGCAUCUACCCUCGCCACGUUCGGCGAUGCCCGCUACCUCGUCGUCGAUGGCACCUAUCUCAAGUCCCGCUCCCUUCCGGUGACCGGGCCCCGGCUCCCUAUCAAGCUGAUGAUGGGCAUCACCCGCGACGACGGCGCGCCCUUCAUCUCGUUCCCCACGACGACUAACGAAUCAGCCUACCUCGACUCGGUCGGCCUGCCACUCCCCUCCCCGAGGCUCUUCCCGAUUACCCCGACGGGCAACGCCACCCUCGAUCUCUACACGACGGCGUCUCGGAUCGCGACCGACGGCAUCUUUCGAUGCAUAGACCAAGCGACGGCCUCUUCCCUCCUCACCCACGGCCGGCUCGACCACAUCUACUUCUACGAGUUUGACCGGACCUACCAGACGCAGGGCUGGCCGGGCAUCGACGUGUGCGAGCCGCCCCGCACGCCCUCCCACCCGGCCGGCGACCCGUCUAAGCCGUACCUGCGCUGCCACUCGGGAGAGUUGUACUACGUCUUUGGAAACCUGCACCGGCAGGGUCUGCCGAUGCGGGACGAUGGCGACUUGGCGUUUGAGCAGAGCGUCUUGGACAGUUUUGCGUCGUUCAUCCGGACGGGGGACCCGAAUCCGGACGACGCCUGGUUGAAGGCCAGGGGCUACCAGCAGCAGCAACAACAACAACAACAACAACAAGGGCGGAAGAGAGAUCGGUGGGAGCCGAGCACCAAGCGGGGCGGGUUGAAGUUGAGAUUACUGGAUUGGCCUGCUUCAAGGAUGAGCGGGUUCCGCGAGGAGAAGCAGUGCGAGAGUCUCGGCUUGGGGCUGGGCUUUUACGAGGGAAAAUAAGACAGCUAGAUCAACGGUGAAGGGGUGCCGUGUCCACCAGGGUAAAUAAACGAUAAUAAUAACUUGGCAGUGGGCGUUAAGCCUACGACACAGUGCCUUGAAAUAUGAUGUUCUGACAUAUGUCCAUUGCUCUUCUUCCGGGUUCAUCUCGCUGGAGGAUAGCUCGGACUGGCUACCCCAGCGUGUCACGGUAUGGUGCAUGCAUGCAGAGAGCAUCUCCCACACGAAAGCUCUGGUCAAAAGACCCAACGGAUCCCACAGCCGGUUCUCGAUUGUCGUGUACAGACAUUGUUGCCGCCAACAACUACACCACAGCCCCGUUAGUGCACAAAGUUAGGUAUCAAAAGUAGAAGCCGAGUCCGAAAAAAAAAACGCCCAAAUAACCUCCCACAAUCGACUGAGAGCCAGCCCAUACAUACCUUU
Thermothelomyces thermophilus ATCC 42464 is the source of this 2623-nucleotide messenger RNA. RefSeq lists its product as uncharacterized. The record is from RefSeq and is a predicted model, not a curated record. The coding region runs from base 152 to 2200 and encodes 682 amino acids. NCBI's taxonomy places the organism in Eukaryota, Fungi, Ascomycota, Sordariomycetes, Sordariales, Chaetomiaceae. The transcript is spliced from 3 exons.